Molecule: messenger RNA, 543 nt
Organism: Oncorhynchus tshawytscha (Chinook salmon)
Lineage: Eukaryota; Metazoa; Chordata; Actinopteri; Salmoniformes; Salmonidae
Product: protein GREB1-like
Exons: 3
Biological process (GO): multicellular organism development
Source: RefSeq, a predicted model, not a curated record
CACACACACACACAUACAUAGCCUUACACACACACACACACACACACACACACAUAGCCUUACACACACACACACACACACACACAUAGCCUUACACACACGCACCAAAACAAACACACGCCAUACUGACUCCUGUAAACUGUUCAGGUGGGGAAGACAGGGGCGUACCUCCAGUUUCUGGGCAUCCUGUCUCGUAUGCUGAUCCGACUGAUGGAGGUGGACAUCUAUGAUGAGGAAGAUAUCAACUUCAGUGGUCAGCUGGAGCGUGUCCAGUACCAGCCAACCUGUGCCUCCUGGCCAGUCACAGACACACUGAUGGGCAUUCCGUUUGACUAUACCGUCCACGACCCCAAAUAUGAAGACAUCAGCACUGUCUACUGCCCUGACUACUACCCCAACACUGAUGGAAUCCCCAGACGUCAGGAGGACGUGUAUCUUCGGAGGCGUACGGCCAGAAUCAAACUGUCUAAAUACGCAGCCUACAACACCUACCACCACUGUGAGCAGUGUCACCAGUACACGGGCUUCAACCCCGCAUACCAG